Messenger RNA from Sesamum indicum (sesame), 2214 nucleotides. Its product is annotated as Chaperone DnaJ-domain superfamily protein. The record is from RefSeq and is a predicted model, not a curated record. Lineage: Eukaryota; Viridiplantae; Streptophyta; Magnoliopsida; Lamiales; Pedaliaceae.
CUUUUAUUCGGCUAUCGGUUUCUCCACAAGUCCCCCAGCCAUGGCGUAUGCCACCAAUUUCGCUUCUCUUCAACGUCUUCUUUGCCGUCGCCGGCUGCCGAUCACUUCAUUUCCUACCCAAUUUUCAUGUGAUGUCUAUGGGUCCACUUUGGCUUCUUAUCCUAUUUUCCUUCUCUUCUUGUACCCGAGUUACUGUGAUAAACGGCGGCUGAGCACCAGCGCCGAGUGGAUGGCUCCUCCUGAAUUCGCCGGGAUGAACGCGUACGAUAUCCUCGGGGUGUCGCGUGCCAGCUCGUUUGCGGAAAUUAAAGCUGCGUUUCGUAAGUUGGCCAAGGAAACUCACCCUGACCUAGCUCACUCGCAAAACCAUUCCUCUCAUGCUUCCAGUAAAUUCAUUCAAAUCCUCGCUGCUUAUGAGAUUCUCUCAGACUCUACCAAGAGGGCUCAUUAUGAUCGGCAUAUUGUAUCUCAAAGAACCUUCACUGAGAGGCACUCUAAACGAGAUACGAUCAUCUUCAACUAUAACUCCCAUGGAUACCCGGUUAAGCAGAUGGAAGUUGUGGAAUGGUUGAAAUGGUACAGAUAUACAAUAAAUGAUAUUUUAUCUGAAAGAAGAGUGACAGCUGGAUCAGGAUAUUUUGACGUCUUGGAAAGAGAUUUUUAUUCGGCCUUGCAUGCAGCAUACUAUGGACCUGAGAUUGAGUCUGUGGAUCUCCUUCCCAACUGUUUUGAAGCUGAGGAGAGGUCUAUGCAUACCACAACCGAGGUGCUACACUUAGUUUCAGGCCGAGACCUUUUUGGGAUGGUAUGUCUGGCAAACAAGUAUCGUGAAUUAUCACAUGGUUACACUGGAAAGCUAACAUCUGCAACUUCGGGAUCAGUCCAAUUGGCUUAUAAUAGCAGGGCACAACCUGAGUCUGACGUAGCUGAAGGUAACGAUUUCCAGAAGCAAUCUAUCAGUACUGAUUAUCAAUCAUCCGAUGCAUAUAGUGAUCUAGAGUUACAUUUAUGUGGAAGAGUUGUCGCUGUGGCUACAAGAGUUCCCGCUAAAAGUCUUACUAUUACUGAGGAUGAGGCUGCUGCAGACCUAAUACAUGUUUAUCUUACUUCAUGUGAGGAGCCAGGGCAUCUGUGUCCUGAAGAUAGAUCUACAGAUUCACCAGUUGGAUCUAGAAUUCCUGUGGGAACUAUAAAAGGUCUGGGAACCACCUCUGAAGAAGGGACUUGCUAUGUCUACAACAACAGUGGCAUGAAGACCCAUAUGAUCAUGAAGCAUAGGACAAUGCUGGUGAAACACUUGCAUUGGUUUCGUGUCGGAAAGGAAGUUUCAGUUUGUGAAUGCAGAUGUAGUCGAGCCCGUUUGCCUCCAAGCAAAUUUUGGCUGUUCGAGCCUCGCAGUGCAAUGCAUGAUAUAGGAGGUUGGUAUGUUGAGACAUUUGGAAGAGAUAAUAAAGGAAAGACAGUUCCAGCCCAGAGAUACUGGGACGGUUUAGAUACGAAUCAACAUUUUGAGGAGAGACUUCAUCCAGCAAUGUACUUGCUUGCCCUGGCCUAUAGGACUCUGGAUAUUGAAGAUUUGAGAAGAGGAAAAAGGACGAUUAAGGAUAGAGUUGAAGCAAAAAUGUCAAGGGUGUUCAGUUGGUGCAAGAAAGUUUCCUAGUUAAGAACAAUUGAUUGAUUGGAUGAUAGUGAUCUCUGGUGUUAUAACCCUGGCAUAUCAGGCUUGGGGUCUCUUAAGCAUUAGGAGAAUCUGUCACCACAAAUCCUCAACUGGAAACUGGUGAUGAUGUCCAAUUGUGAGAAAGCCGUACAACUUCUUACUGCUGUUUCUAGAAUAUAUAGAUGGUGUUGUGAAUAGGUAUGUAAAGUUGAAAGUAUUGGUGUAUGGUAUUUGGUGUCCCAUGUAGCCAUAGCACUUGAGGAGACAGAUUCCAUUGUUAUCCUCUGGAGAUUAGAACAAUAGCUCCAGAGAUGGAAAGUAGACUAUUUUUUGUGUAAGCUCAUAAGAAAAUCCAUAAAAAGGGUGUAGCAUGAAUCAAUAAGGACAAAAGCACUUGGAGCAUCUUGGUAGUGGAUUUCCUGGGCAGAAACACCCACCUGGCCAGAUACGGUAUACCUGAAGCGGUGCUUUAUGUUAUUUUAAUGUAUGUUACAAUCUCUUCCCUGUAAAUACGUCAUCCUAUUUAGAAGUGUAAUUUCCUAGACAUUGUAAAA